AUGGCUGCCCCUCGCUCUACUUCUCUGCGUGCUCUGCGCCAGAUCUCCAACCAGCACUCCGUUGCCCCCAUCGCCCGUCGUGGUCUUCACAUCACCGGCGUCAAGUCUGCUCAACCCGCCGGCUCUGCUGAUAAGGCUUCUCUUUACGCUGCUCGUACCCUCCCAGACCUGAAGGCUGAGUGCCAAAAACGCUCUCUCCGUGCUGCUGGCAGCAAGUCCGAGCUCAUCGAACGCCUCGCCAAUCACGAUGUCCUCCAGUCCCGUGCAUUCAGCAUUGCCAUGCGCAGAAUCAACAGCAGCGCUUUCUCCGACUCUUCCUCCCGCCAAUUCAACACUUCCCGUUCCUCAAAGGCCAACGGAGACAACUCCACUGUCGAUCUGGUCUACAUGCCUUCCAUGGCCGAUCUUGAAGCCGCCCCCCUCCAAUUCUCUUCACCCCGUGUUCCGGUCCUUCCCGACCUAUCCUCCCACCAAGCUUCCCACUCCACUUCCGCCCCACCCAUGAAGCCCCAGAUCUACACUGUCGCCGGUGCCGGCGCUGACGUCGCUGCCAGCGCUAUGAGCGAGGUCGUCGAUAACCACGCUGUGGAUCUGGAUCCCUUCUCAUUUACCGAGGCUGUUGGCCGCUCAAGGACCGGCGAGAUGCUUCAGCGCCAGGCUAAUGGUUCCGGCGUUGGUCAGACUGGUAUUGCUAAGGAGUUGUGGGCUGGAUUUUUGGAUGAUGUCCUUGGUCCCAAACAGUCUUCUGUGCGGAACUAA
Messenger RNA from Penicillium verhagenii, 759 nucleotides. Its product is annotated as SAP domain-containing protein. The transcript has 3 exons. Lineage: Eukaryota; Fungi; Ascomycota; Eurotiomycetes; Eurotiales; Aspergillaceae. The record is from RefSeq and is a predicted model, not a curated record. Bases 1 to 759 code for a protein of 252 amino acids.